Molecule: messenger RNA, 3519 nt
Organism: Schizosaccharomyces japonicus yFS275
Lineage: Eukaryota; Fungi; Ascomycota; Schizosaccharomycetes; Schizosaccharomycetales; Schizosaccharomycetaceae
Product: lipase
Exons: 4
Coding region: 1252-3372 (706 amino acids)
Source: RefSeq, a predicted model, not a curated record
AAAAAGGCAAGUUCAUUUACCGAACAUGACAAAGUGGAUUUUACAUUCAGUAGGCAAAUUUUUGAAGGCUAUUAUUGUGAUGUAAGGAAAAGUUGAAUUGUAUUACGAAUAUACAGUGUGAACUGUUACACUUGGAUUUUGAACGCUUGCCUGAUUUGAACUUGGCAUUGAAAACGACAAAUAACAAGCUGUAGUAUGUAAAAACAGAAGGCUAUAGUGAAAUUUGACCAAUUAAGCCAGUCCGCCUUAGUAAUUUCUGAGAAGUGUCAAGGAACAGUAUUAUUUAUUCUUUAUAUUCAAACCAUUUUUUGCCACCCGUAUGCUGAGCCAGUUCCCGUGGCCAAGUUGGUUAAGGCCUCAUGCUUAUAUGGUACACCUCUUACCAGGUAUGCUACGUGAAAAUCGCGAGUUCGAUCCUCGCCGGGAGCACUAGUUUUUCUAUUCUUUCUCACUUGGAUUUCAGAAUGAGCAUUAUUCUUUCCCAAUUCGAGCCAACUUGAAUCCCAAAUCUUAUUUUACUGUAAUGCCUCAUUGUCUUUACCUACCUACCGGUCGAGCUUUUUCCUCAGCAGUAUCGUCCAGGUGUUUGUCCUCAGCGGAGAAGACCCGCGUAUCGUUUCGAUUUGACCAAUAAUCACGACGACGGUAAGAGGUUAUCUCGCGAGAACGCUCGUAACGACGCGAAGAGCGAUAUGAUUCAUGCCCAGAACUCGAGUCGAGUGAUAGAUUAUGAUCGUUUCGAAAGCUUCGAUCACUGUGGCCUCUGAUUCGUUCGCGAGUCUCAGAAUUUCGCUUACCUCGGUGUGAAUCUUCGUGUGAGUCGUUCGAGAGACGCUGGCGAAAAGCAGACACCAAGGCCUUAAUCUCUUCGUCCGUCUUCCCAGACUCUUGUAAUUCUUCUCGGUAGGCCAAAACCUUUGAUUCCAACAACCUUUUCUGCUCGUGUUCACUGAUUGAGGGGUCAAUUGAUUUUUUUGGCUCCAGUUUUUGCAACGAACGCAUUUCAUACGGAGCUCGCCGUUUCACAUACGACAAGUUCUUCAUUACAUAGCCAUUCGUUCCCGAUCCACGGGGAGUCGGCAAUCCAAUUCCAUUAUAUGACUAAAAAUCGUUAGCUUCUGCUGUUGUAGACGCGUGUCGAAUUCAUUCACGUACCAUUUUCUAGUUUUACAGUUUUGGUUCUCACGGUGGGCUACACCAGUUAUUAUUGCUCCAGAAGAAUCUUCCUUCUCAGUUUGUUCGCACUGGAAGAUGAAUAUAUACUUCCAGAGAGAAUAUGUUGGUCUGGGUGAAGUUCAACGGUUCCAGGUUCAAUUCUCGCCGUCCUCCCUUUAUUCCACAACAUCUACGAACGCCACUUCUACCGAAAGCCCGAGACAGAAUCCGGACAUUGUUGCUACGAAAAAGAACACCACCACAGCGGCUCGGUCGAUCAAGCCUACCACAGUCGAUCCCGCAGAUCAUCCAACAGCUUCGAAUAAUGACGCAAGCAGAGGCCAUGGUCCAUUAAUAAACUGUCCCUCCCCCACAGUCGCUAGUGAAAACGCAAAUCCCCCUGCUGAGGAAGAAAUUGUCCAAUCGCCGCCCCCCUCCCCAGCUCUAAAGGUCGCAAAGGCGCCUGCUAUAUGGAUUCGCGUAAAAAACAAGGAAGCACGAUAUCGAACAGCAGCUUACUUUCAAGGACCGUUCACUCUUUGCGUAAGCAUUUGGAAUGAUGCAUUUCCCUUGGGUUCGAAAGCUUUCUUAAGAUUUGAGCCGAAUUUGCUGCCGUCUACCAGCAUGUGGGUUUGUGUCCCAGGUGCCGCUUUUGACAAUGAAAUGCCCGUAUUUAUUGAAAUUGCCAGUCAGGCUAUCUUUCGGAAGAUUGACAUUUCCUUUGAACUAGCAAUUGGUCUCAGCGAAGAAAGUAUUCGGGCAUUUUCGGCUGCUGAGGUAGACAAAAUUGAAGCGUUCCCUAAUUUGCACGUUCAGCAUUGGCAGCCUGCUGACCUUUGGCGGAUUUCUGAUCGCCUUUUGCAUACCACAUCUUCUCACUUGGUUGUAUUAACCCAUGGAAUGCACGCUAAUCUCACAGCUGAUAUGCUGUAUCUGAAUGAAAGUAUAAAACAAGCAGCCCAAGCAGUCGACGAACCUGUUGUUGUUCGUGGUUUUUCUGGAAACACGUGCGAGACUGAAAAGGGUGUCCGCUAUUUAGGCGCGCGUUUAGGAAAGUGGCUUCUUGAUAUUGUUGGAUGGAAAUCGAGCUCUUUUCCUCGCUAUUCCCACAUCAGUCUAGUGGGACAUUCACUUGGUGGUUUAAUACAGACGUUUGCCGCUGGUUACGUGCACGCUCAUACAAAGGGUCAAUUCUUUAAAGUCAUCCAUCCCGUGCAUUUUGUCACACUAGCAACUCCAUGGCUCGGUGAGUCUGGCGAGCAUCCGUCUUAUGUGGGUCGAAUUUUGUCUUACGGUGUUAUAGGAAAAACCGGUCAAGAUUUAUCGCUUAUGCAUACCUCGCACAAAGUUGAUCCAAGACCUCUGCUGCUGCUGAUGUCUGAUCCCGCUUCCCCGUUUUAUCAAGCUCUUUCCUUUUUCAAGCAUCGGUCCCUAUACGCAAACACUGCUAAUGACUACGUUGUUCCAUUUGGUACAAGCGCCAUGGAACCUCAUUCACUAGGCCAGCGAACACAGUAUAUGCGUGAUAAUGCAUUACAAUCCGUUGUUACUGAGGAACCAAAAAGCACUCAACAAUCUGCCUCUUCCGGAACGUCUUUUCUUUCCACUUUCCGAUCUUUGAAGGCAUUCUUUUUACCCCAAUCAAAAGCGCAAGUACCUCAAGGAGUGGAACCAUCACAACCGGAGAAUGUUCCAAUAAAUCUGAAGGAAGAACAUGCGUCUAACUUUGUUUCCUCUGAAACAUUCACUGCGGAGUUCCUGCAGACAACUAAUGUUAGCAACAAUGCUGCCACCAAACUUCUACAGACAGUAAACAGUUUGUUACUUCCUCCCGUACCAACGUCCGAUUUUUUCCUUGACUGCCAUCUUAGAAAUGUUAUAUUACAUGACCAAUUACACCCCGCGAAAUCGUUAUCGAUUGCGUUUGAGGACUCGCAAAGCAAUGAUCAGUUUUUAAAGGACGAACAUUCAAUUUCCCGCAAUUGGUCUACACUAAGUUGGCGCAAGGUUUUUGUUCGUUUAGACGGUGAUGCGCACAAUAGUCUAAUCGUAAGAAGACGCUUUCCAAAUGCUUAUGGAUGGGCCGCCGUUGAUCAUCUUACAAAACUACUAUUCCCUCAAAAUAACAUGGACACUUAUGGUUCUACUUGGCCUGAAAUUGAUGAAACCACUACUGCUGUAUGGUUGAGCGAGUUGUACGACGACGACAAAAUAUAAGUUUUAGAUUCAUCAUGUUUUAACCGAUGUACUUCAUUCCCUCACUUCAACAUAUCUAUAUACAUCUUCCUCCAUCCCUCUUCAACCCAUCUGCUCACCACAGAAUUCUUUAAUAAAAGACAAUGCAAAUGAUAUUUUUAUUUGACG